GACGAUCUCAAGUGCACAACGCUGAGGACAAAAAGGUGGCGAAUGACAAUAACACAAAGUGCAUAAACAACAAGAUAGCGCGAACCACGGUUGCAAGGAAUCAAACCUCAACUGAAAUUGUCCGGAAAAAAAACUAAGACGUUUGGAAAAAUGGCAACACUCGAAGCAUCAAAUAAAGGUAAGGAGCCUUCUAUUCUUCUUGUUCGCCGCUUAGAUUAAAAGGUUAGUUUUUCUAAUUUAAAUUAUUUAUAAUUUUCACGCAAGUCGCUUGAGCAUUUGGCUAUCUGAUCUAAAGCAUGGCCAAUUCUAAGGAUUGCUUUUUAAUCCCAAAAAGCUUAAAAGCAAAGUUUUUUUAAAGAACCUAUACUUCGGCUAAAAUUCUUCCCAAUAUGUUCGUGUUUUUAAUAUUCUAUCGCUAUCCACGGCAUUGCUUUCAAAGUCUUCGAGUUUAUAGCUUAUUAAUUAAAGAGUUGAAUCGGUGUUUGCUGUUAUAAAUUAGUAAAAAUUGAAAUAUAUAUAAUCAUGAAUAAGCUUGCAUGUUAUUUUAUUAUACAAACAAGAGAAUUAAAGUACAAGUAUAUAUAUAAUAACGGUAUUUAAAUAUAGCUACGACUCCUUUGACUUUGUGGUAGACACUGGUUAGCAUAUAUAGAAUGUACAAAGUUAAAGGUUGCGAUCCUCCGUUUCGACUAAACACAUGCCCUUCGGCUUCGUCAAAACGUUUUCAAUGACUCAAUGAUAUUAACGAUGAUGUUGAAACGUUGUUAAACUUUUAAGUAAAAAAUACACAACUUCCCAUACUACUUUCCUGAUACAGCUAGAGUUAUGCAUGAAAAUAUGAAGUUCAAGAAAUGGAACCGCGUUUGGAAACAAUGUUUAAAGUUGGACAUCUUUUGCCACUUUUAAUUGAAGAAUAUAAACUCGGUAUUUUACAAAACCGCUUUUAAUUUACUUCUUAAAUUAAAAGAAUAACGAACAAGCAUCGCUAAAAUUGACAAGCACACCGUAUAGCAUAGUAUAUAUGUAUUACAAUUCUUAUAUAAUGAUAUCUAUUGUAAGGAUAUACGUUUUGUUUCUGUUGAAAUGCGUGGAAUUGCGAUAAGAAUCUUCGCAAUUGCAAAUGAAAAGUGUGAAAAUGGUUCGAAAAACGGAAACUAAUGCAUUUGCUACAAAUCUCGGCCCAUUUUCAUUUUUCAAAUCAACACAUUUCAAAACAAAGUUUACAAUUUUAUACAUUAUAGUAUUUUUAUCUAUAUAAGCAGUAAAUAUAUGGUUGCAAAUGACUGCGGACGUUUUACAGCCAGACUUUAUAACAAAAUUAGUGAUUUUAGGUUACAGGGAGAGCGGGGGGAAACUAUAGGGCAAAACAGAAAUUUCGGCUCAGCGCUAAAAAUUCUAUCAAGCCAAGGGAAAUCUACAGCUUUUGAAACUCAACCUUUCAAUUUCCACGGCGCGCGGCAGCUUUCCUAACAGACUGUGCAGGGUCAUCAGAGGUUUACAUGACUUUCCUGCAGUGUUAGACAUAAACCGCGCGAUCUUUUUAUUAGUUAUUUGAUGUCCUGUUGCGUUGCGUGAGCCAAACCGCUCUUGCAAACAAUUAAGCAGAACUAUUUAGGCGGAUUUAAUAGAACUCAAGGCCCGCUUCAUUAAACAAAAAGCAUUGAAACUAAUUUGCUUUUAACACACAUUAACUCCUUAGGACAAUAUAAUAUUUAAAUGAAAUAGCUUCAUUAUAUUGCAUGCGUGUUAGGCUAUAUACAUUCGAAACACGAAAAAAAUUAUAGCUAUAGAAUACGUCAUGAAAUGAAGAAGGGUUCUUCACUCGGAAUGGGCUAUAGCUGACAUGAACUUUCUCGAUGGUUUUAGAAAGUGCACAUCAAAUAUAUACGACCAAAUAUACAAAAAAUAUUAACAUAUAUGAUCAUUUCUCGAAAUUUUGCUUCAAUUUUUUUCCCCAACCGUUUCGCUUUUAUAUGUGGAACUAUCCUGACUGAUUAUUAGUAUUCUAUACCAUGUAACGCCAGACAAUUUUAUUUAUCAGUGCCGGUAAACAGAUUCACUUAUGAAAAUAUGCAAAAGUAUGGCAUAAAAGCUGCAGCCUAUAAAUUCAAUAUACACAUAAAUUCAUACAAUCUUUAAUGACCUGAACCAGUGUAUAGGUGGUGCCUAUUAUAUAAAGCAGAGAACUUGCAAGGAGAACUUCGAUCGACGUUUCGAGCGAGGCCCUUCGUCAAAAAGUUAUAGUCACUUAAAGUCGCGGAAUAACGAAAAAGUAUAAAAUUUAUUUGCCUUUUAUUUCACGCGCGUGAAAUGCGUGCGAAAAUUCACAUCAAAUUUCUAAACGCUUUUGUAUUGAGAUAAAUUCUAUAUUUUAUACAUAAUUCAAUAGCGGCCGUCUCGUGUUAUUCGCAUCAUUAAAUAACAGGGUCUUUGUUUCGUUGUCCAAAACAAUUUAAUAGUACGCAAUAUUUGUAUUUCACUUUAAAAAAUCUUUUCUAUCUCAUUAAUUAUUCUGGAGUCGGGCUGACGUCAAAAGGGCAGCUGAUCAAAGCGUAACACUGUCGUUUGAUAAAUUUCAGAUCACAUUAGAUGUUCAUAUUAUAUAUCACCGACCUCCCGUCUUGGCGCUCACUUAAGUGUUUUUAAUUUCCGUUUUUAUUUAAACAUAACCUUAGUAUAGUAUAGUAUAUCUUUUAGUAUAUUUAAAAUGUGGGGUUUAGUAGCAUAGGUAUAUAGUAGCAUAGGUAUAUAGUAGUAUAGGACUAUAGGUAUAUAGUAGUAUAGGACUAUAGGUAUAUAAUAGUAUAGGAUUAUAGGUAUAUAAUAGUAUAGGACUAUAGGUAUAUAAUAGUAUAGGACUAUAGGUAUAUAAUAGUAUAGGACUAUAGGUAUAUAAUAGUAUAGGACUAUAGGUAUAUAAUAGUAUAGGACUAUAGGUAUAUAAUAGUAUAGGACUAUAGGUAUAUAAUAGUAUAGGAUUAUAGGUAUAUAAUAGUAUAGGAUUAUAGGUAUAUAAUAGUAUAGGACUAUAGGUAUAUAAUAGUAUAGGACUAUAGGUAUAUAGUAGUAUAGGACUAUAGGUAUAUAGUAGUAUAGGACUAUAGGUAUAUAAUAGUAUAGGAUUAUAGGUAUAUAAUAGUAUAGGACUAUAGGUAUAUAAUAGUAUAGGACUAUAGGUAUAUAAUAGUAUAGGACUAUAGGUAUAUAAUAGUAUAGGACUAUAGGUAUAUAAUAGUAUAGGAUUAUAGGUAUAUAAUAGUAUAGGAUUAUAGGUAUAUAAUAGUAUAGGACUAUAGGUAUAUAAUAGUAUAGGACUAUAGGUAUAUAAUAGUAUAGGACUAUAGGUAUAUAAUAGUAUAGGACUAUAGGUAUAUAAUAGUAUAGGACUAUAGGUAUAUAAUAGUAUAGGACUAUAGGUAUAUAAUAGUAUAGGACUAUAGGUAUAUAAUAGUAUAGGACUAUAGGUAUAUAAUAGUAUAGGACUAUAUAGGUAUAUAAUAGUAUAGGACUAUAGGUAUAUAAUAGUAUAGGACUAUAGGUAUAUAAUAGUAUAGGACUAUAGGUAUAUAAUAGUAUAGGACUAUAGGUAUAUAAUAGUAUAGGACUAUAGGUAUAUAAUAGUAUAGGACUAUAGGUAUAUUGUAGUAUAGGAUUAUAGGUAUAAUAGUAUAGGUAUAGGACUAUAGGUAUAGGGCUAUAGGUAUAGGACUAUAGGUAUAGUAGUUAAUGAAAUAAAAAGUUAAUGGUCCAAAUAAGAGUAAUGCGCAUUGUUUUUCAAGUUUUGCGCAUCGAUAAUUUCCAUCUACAAUAUCCUUCAACUAUUAUUCAAUCGAGUAAGAUUGCAACAAAAUUUUGAUAUUUACCCAUAACCUUUAUACAUUGGAUGGCAGUACCCUAGUAUGAAUUUGUGGUUAGAGCUCCACAACUGUCUUCUGUAGCUCACAUGGUUAGACCGCUGCACCGGAAUCGCAGGGCCACAGGCUCGAUUCCUGCCAGGAACCUGUAGUUGCAUUUUUCCCAGCAGUUCCUGGCUAGGUCUGAUAAAUGACAAGACCCUUCAACUAUUGUUUUUCAAGGCCUUCAUUACAAUGAUGUACUGACUGUCGCCAAAUGUGAUCGCCUUGAUGAAAGAAGACUCGACGUUCAAAUACUGACAGUCUUUGAAAAUGAAAAUGGUUUCCGUAUAGGGAAGCAAAACGUCAGACAAAAUAAAACUGUUCAAUAAAUGUAAAACAAUCUGGAUUAACUCAAAAGCAAUUACAUUAACAUAAUUGUUGUUGCCAAUUUUCUUCAUAGACGGAUUUUCAGAUUUUGCUCUGAGGGGGGGAGGUGAGCGACAGGGUGCGUAGCGCCGUCGAGCAAGCUGCAGUUGGUGUGUGGGGGCACAGUUGUCAAUAGGAUGGGGUAAGGGGGCGAAACCCCCAGAAAAUUUUCAGAUUUUUGGUCUUAUUUAGUUCAAAACCCUUGUCUUACUUUGUGAUUUUUGGUCUUAAUUAGUUCAAAAUCUUUAUUUCAAUCACACUACUGUCAUUGAUCCCAAUAAACAUUUAAUAAAAUCCGUCUAUGAUUUCCUUUAAAUUAUCCUCUUUUCUUCCACUAGUCUGCAGCGAUUACCCUGCCAAGAAGCCAAUGGACUCGCUCAAAACACGUAUUUGUGCGGUCUGCGGUGACAAGGCAUCGGGUUUUCAUUAUGGCGUACAGAGUUGCGAGGGUUGUAAAAGUUUCUUCAAAAGAACGAUUCAAAAACAACUCCAGUACAUUUGUGUUGAAGAGAAAGACUGCACUAUUGAUAAGAGCAACAGAAUAAGAUGUCAAUAUUGUCGUUUUCAGAAAUGCAUUAAGCUUGGUAUGCUCAAAGAAGGUAAGGAAAGAUAACGUGUACAGAGAAAUGCUUUGUAUAACGGUUUUUGUUAUAGGAAUACGAGCUGAGACCACUGAGGCAGAUUUGGGAACAGUAUAAUUGAAAUCUUAUGUCUGCUUGUCUCUUGGUUAAGUAUAACCAUUAGUUUGGAAGAAGUAAUGUCGUUCGGGAUGUUCCUUCACAUAGAUAAUGAUUUUUGUUGAGGGACCAUGAACAUAAUACUAUUUUUAAAUCGUUGAAGCACAUUUAAGAACAGUAUACUGUACUUGAGAUCUUAGGUCUGUAUCGUUGUCCUUCUUCCGUCGCUUAAUUCCCUGAUAGGGUUGACCGCUCUGGUAUACGUCGAUUCUAUCCCAAAUAUUCUUUCCGAGGUGUGUACCCUCGCAUACCUCUUUCCACAUUAUUCUUCCGCCUCAUCCUUUGUCUUCCAACUGUUCGUUGCCUUUACAGUUGUCUCCAUAUUAACUUGAUUAUACUUUCCUCCACACUAUCCUAGGCAUCCUCUUCUGUUAAGUACAGUACACUCGGGUCUCUUUCCACAAUAUCUCUCCAUCUCAUCUUUGUCCCCCAACUAUUCAUCGUCUUUCUACCGACGCUUCCGUUACUAACUUGAUUAGUAACCUUCUCAUUAGUAAUCUUCCUCUACACUCUGUCCUGACCAUCCUCUUCUCUUAGCCUUAGGCUUAGUACCCACAUGUCUUUUUCCACGGUAUCCUUGAAUCCUUUCAUCUCAUCCUUUGUGUCUCAAAUAUUCUGUGGGCGCCUAUAUGCUACCUUGACUGGGUCAUUAUUUCUUCGUCUGUCUCUUAAGGAUAUUCAAAAUAUCCACUUCAACGUUCACAGUUCUGUUCUAUCCAGCUGUUGUUCCUCUCUCUUCCAUAAAGCCCAUGUCUCUGAGCAAUACAUUACCACUGGUUUCACGACUGUGGCGUACAUGUAAGAUCAUCUGGUUAGUGCAAAUUGCAAUUCCUCUGUCUGGUCGUAAGCUCCACUUGCUAAAUCAUUUGUUAACUCCAUAAUGAUAAUCCCAACCAGCAUCAUCAUCAAUUCAGGCCUUAAAAUUGUCCGAUGUAGAGAGGAAACCACUGGACAUUCUGUCCGACUUAAGUGAAACUGAGGUUUAUUGUUUGUCCAACCCGAGUGUAUUUGUGUCCGACCUAACUGUAACUUUGUCCAACGUAAAUCAAAAUGUACCUUAGUCCAGGACUAGAAGCUCAUAUGUUAAACGGAGAAUCAGAGCAAUGUAUAGAAAGUGAACUGGAGAUGGGUAAUCAAGUGCAUACGGGGUUUUCACCGUGCGGUUCGCAAAGUUACCGCCAAGACUCAAAUGGCUUUUCCAAAUUGUGCUGAUAUUAGUUUGUGUUUGCAUUCAUAUAUACUUAUUUCCAAGCCAAACUGAACUCAAAGUCAUCGGAAAUGAGUCGGACAUCAUAAUACACAUGUCCGACCCAAACUCAAAGUCAUCGAACUUUUUGUCAGAUGGUUCUCUCACCGAUAUCUUAAGAUCUGAUCAAUCAUUUUCGUCAAUAUCAUGACAACCAUUAUUAUUAUCGAUCACCAUACCACCACCAUUAUCACCAUCAUAUACCACCACAAUCAUCAUCACUACCACCAUCACCACCGUUAUCACCACCAUCAUCACCAAACACAAUCACCACCACUUUAAGAUUCUUUACAACUUCAAUUCAAUAAUUUUCAAAUUCAGCCGGUGCCAUGAAAAAGCUUCUGAACAUAAUGUCCUUUGUUAAUUCUUAACUUCAGCCGUACGGGAAGACAGAGCACCAGGAGGACGACCAAGGAUUAAGUCAUUACUGACUUUGAAAGAACACCAAGAAACGUACGGUUCAUCUCAGAUGAUUCUGGAAUUUAUUCAAGCCAGACCUGAUUGCGUUCCAUCCAUCAAGUAAGUUUAUACGUGGCUUUAACCUCGACUUUCGCUUGGCAAAUCGUCAGGAGCAUUUACUUUGGCAACCACAGAAAUAGUUUCCAUUUUUUCACACAUAGUAUACUUUAUGGGAAAUAGCUGCAGUCAGUGACAGCUCAUGUCAAAACAUGACGUGUUUUCAGUAGAAUAAAUAUGUUAUACAUCACACAAUUACUGUCAAAAUGGCGCAAUGGAGGUCAAUUUUUCAAUUAUUCUAACGCACUUUAGAAGAACAUUUCAGAAAGACUAGAAAACAAAAGAAAAGUCCAUAGGAAGGCAAUGCCUUGAAAGCAUACAGCAAUUACUCACAGGCAGGGACAACACACAUAAGGUGGAACAAAGACCGUUUCAUUUUCAAGAAUAGGUCCUUCACAGUACUCUUAUAGCAAAACAAUUGUUCAAUGUCACCAGUCACGAUCUAGUGAUCGAAAUAUUCCAUGAUUGUCUUUUCAUUGUUUGAAAAUCUCGCUGUUCUCUAGUCAUCCAGCAAAGGGCCUGUGGUAUAUAUGCAUGUCCAGCUUUCAAAUUCUUCAUUUCAUUUUUUCUAGACUCGACAAUCAUGCAAUGACAAUUCGUGACCUCUAUCACUUCCAUACAGUUGAAAUCUUGAUGGAGGUCGCUGUUCAAGAGCUACAGAUGAUCAUAAAAUGGGCGAAACAACUUUCAUGUUUUAACGCUUUAGAUGCGGAUGAUCAGAUCAAUCUUCUAAGUGAAGGUAGGACACUGUCUAUGUCAAUGCCUCCCCCGGCGGCUUCGUAACUAUUAACAACAGUGACUUGCAUUGUGCCGAUUUGUCAACUGCUGCUUGUUAUGCUAAAAAAGAGGAAGAAGUUCAUCCAACAGGUCAGAUGGCGGUCUUCAACUUCGAAUGCACUCAUGCACACUUGUGGGAGCGAGUAAAUGAUGCCAAAUGCUUGUAUUCAUCUCAUUCCGCAUUUCUUAUGGAUAUACUAUACAUCUUCUUUGCAGCUGCCUUAGAGCUCUGGGUGUUCAGAAUUUGCCAACGAUCAAGCCCACAUCAAGGUUUUGUUGUGUUCGCCAAAGAAGUGGUCUGGCAUGUAGAUUAUCAAUCUCAUGUGGUGAUUGGUCAAUGGGUCAGUUUGUUAUUGAUGUAUGCUCGCAAGCUGCAGACGUUACAGUUGGACAUGGCUGAGUUCGCAUGUCUUAGUACUAUACUGCUUUUUACUCAAGGUAAGAGGACAUAGGUUUAUGCCAGUUUACAGAGUUAAGAUUAUUGGAAUGUCAUUUGCAUCUCAUUCUGAGGUGGAUGGGAUAAAGACCGCGACAGAGAAUUAAAACUCUACCAAAACGAGUUUUGUAUAACAUUUGAUCAUUUUACGACUGCCCACAUUAAGAAUUACAUAUCCUAUCAUUGCCUGAUAUGUGGAACAGAGCUCAGUGAGUUCUGUACAACACCAGAUAAAUUUAAAGCAGCGAACAUUCAGAAACAUGUACUAUCUCUGCAUGAUUUAAACAUGCUAAAGAGAGACAUAACUCUGUUCACAUGUACAGAUUAUCCACAACAUCGAUCUCUCUAAGGAAGACCACAAUCAAGGACCAAGUAUAACUUAAUUUAAUUCUACUAAAUUUUUAGUAGCGAGUUCUGUAUACCAAGUAACCCCAGUAUGAAAACUAGUACUACUUCUGCAUCAUUCUAUCUGCAUACUACCUUGGCACUUACAAAUUACUCUACUAUUGCGAGUCGAAGUUAGUUCCUUAAGAAAUUCGACAUGAAGAACUAGUACAAAUUCUGCAUUAUCUAGUCAUGCUUAACUCAGAAUUACUCAGGAUGCGAUAAUUCGCGUACUUACGUACCGGAGAUACGCCAAUAUUACGCUCUGGUACUUCUUUCUUUUCAGUCACGUACCAUGUUAUUGUAGGUACGUCAGAACUAUUACUAUAUGCGUACUUACUUUUUGCUGGUACCAUAUGACCUUUCCUAGCCCAAGGUAUUCAAUACCGUAACUUAGUUGGUAUAUAUCAUGUGUCUGAGAUGUCUAAUUGUCAUGAAACAUGAUUGGACUGAUGGCACUAAGAAACGUUGCAGUUGAUUGUUUGUAUAUGCAAUUGUGCUUCUUCUACCUCGUCGUCUGAACAUACGUUUCAGAAACCUGUAUUAUAUGAACCUCAUUUUAAAGACUAUUAAAGUAGACAUCGAGGAGUCUGUACCAACUCAAGGACGAGGCAAUAAUCAUUGGGCCUGGAAGCGAUAAAAAUAUUAAAUUAUCGCACCCUGUAACGUUACUAUCAUUAAUUCUGUACAACAUCAGAGCAUUUUAAAUCAACCACAUCGAACAACCUGUACUAUAUAUACCCCCGCAUAAUCUAACCAUGUUUAACACAGAGAGAUCCAACUAUACAUUCACACGAGUGCGGUACAAUAUUUGCUCACGUUGAGUGAGGCCACGCUAACGUCUUAUAUUUCUUUUCCAGAGCCUUGUUCCAAACUCCGAAACUACGACGCGGUUGAAGAGAACUUAAAACAAGCAAUAUGCUGCCUCAAGGACUACAUCAAAUGCUCUUAUCCCGAGAAGACAAACAGAUUCGCUCAGAUAAUACUGAAACUACCAUCAUUACGAGAAGUUUGUAUUAAUGCCAAGAAACAGUCGUUGUUUGCAAAAUCAUUUGCAAGCUUUGCUUUGCCAACCAUUUCAUCCAUGCUCGUUCAACAAUGAAAAAAAAUUAUGGAAAAAUAAAAUGAUGACAUUAGGGAAUAUAAUUGAAAAAAUAAAUGUUGAUAUUUGAAUAUAUAUAUAUUGGGAAGAGAAAUUUUAAGAACAGCUGCUUGCUUGGACGAAAUUUUGGGUAUGUAUAGUAUAUCAGACAAAGAUUAAAGGGAUUUUUAAAGAACAAAAUAGUUCUUAAGUUCCCAAACGUAUGUGGGGCGUGUACUUUAAUUGUUCCGACAAUUUUGUGUAAAUAUAAAGUAUUUUAUAACUUUAAAGAUACUGAUGCAAUGAAUAUAAAAUUGAAUAUAUAUAAUGAAUUUGAAGCCACGAUUGUAAAAGGUUAUAUAACAAUUUAUUGAGGAUUAUGUUUCGAUUUAAAAUAUGAAUUAGAUCAGAAAUAUCUUUUACGAAUUCUAUAGCUGUAGAAUUUCAUGUUUUAUUGAAUUUGAUUUAAAUAUUUAAUAGAUGCAUGCAAUAUAUAUCUCACAGCUUGUCAACAAGAUGUGUUCGCAUUGCUUGUUCCGAGCUGUUGCCAAGUCUGGAACAAGUUGCUACCAUCUUGUAACAAGGUUGAUGAGGUCAGCAGACUCGCAACAAGUUGUUUCAAUAAGUCUGAUAUCGUCUGCAUGUAACAAGUCGAUACCAACAAGCUCGUAUAGCAACGUGUUACGAACAGCCUGUGUUAGUCUUGUUGGAAAAAAAUUUACCGUCAUCAACCUCGCAACAAGGUGAUAACAACUUGUUCCAGACUUGUCACAACAACUGGGAACAAGCACACCACCAUCACCUGCAGUACCACUAGGAACAAGCACAGCACCAUCACCAACACCAGCAGUACCACCAGAAACAAGCACAGCACCGUCACCCGCAGUACCAACAGGACACAACAACUGGAAACAAGCAGUGCAAACACAUCCUAGGCAUGUUAUCGGCUUGACAACAACCUUGUUGCAACUUGUUUACAAAUCUGUAACAAAUUGCGCUUUUUUAGGUAGGUAUUCCUUGAAAUAUGCUUAGGAGAUUUUUGGAAGAGAAUUUAUAUAGAGGUGCGCCAAAAAGUCUAAAUUCUUUUACAAUUAUAAGUAGGUAAACGGGCUGUGCACUGUGCUAGUCAUCCCUUCCUUGCAGUUGACAGCCUCGAUCAGCAGAAGGACGCAGCUCAACCUGAUCGAGUUGAUUAGGGUUACUAAGGGUGCCUCUAGCUGUCAUCUUAUGACUGUCUGUAAGUCCACAUCUUCAUCAGUUCAAAAAAAUUAUCCUUUAAAAAAAUGUUAUUCUUGAAUCAAUGUUCAUGUUUUCCUACUUCGUUAUUCUCUCUUGCAAGCCUUUCCACGCUUUCUCGACUUGCUUCUGUGUAUAUUCCGGCUCCCAUAAAGUGCUCAAAACAACAUUAGCCUGCGAGACUCGCUCUUUAUUUUUCAACUGGCUUGCCAAUCUCUUCUUUGCUUCUUCUUCCGACAGUCCGUUCCGGUCUUUCAACCGUUUGAUUGCCUCUGCUUCCGGAAUGAAAGACACCCAGAUUUCAUUCACUACUUCAUCCCAGCCUGCCUCGAGAAGCAAUGCUGCCUCGACUAUACAAACUUGAGCACCUUUGGAUGCUACUUCUGAGAUAAGUUCCUUAAUCCUUUCCAUUAUCUUUGGCCAAACUAUUGAGUUCAGUAAUUGAAGCUUGUUGCUAUCACUGAAUACAAUACUGCCAAGGCUUCUCCUAUUUACUGACCCAUUACUGUUCAAAAUUCCAUCACCAAAACUCUGUAUGAUUUCAUUAUAAGCAUCAGUGCCCGGCUCAUACACAGAAUGUCCUACUAUAUCUGCAUUAAUGAUUUCUGCCCCCAGUUUUUCAAGACGUUUAGCAAUACUCGACUUACCGCUGGCAAUACCUCCUGUGAGUCCAAUGACAUACACACCUGAUUGGUUGGAAUUGGAUUUGGGUGGUCUUAGUAAAACUCCAAGGGCUUCGUGCCUACCAGCUGUCGAGCUUAGUUUGCAUUCAUCUGUUGAGCU
Paramuricea clavata is the source of this 11458-nucleotide messenger RNA. The record is from the annotation of a GenBank genome assembly. Lineage: Eukaryota; Metazoa; Cnidaria; Anthozoa; Malacalcyonacea; Plexauridae.